AUGGCGACCAAUACUGGAAGUGUGACUCCUAAUGAGUCUCAACAAUAUCUGUCUACCCGCGGUGGUGACUACGGCCUCUCUUUCGAGAACGUCGUGCUGAAGGGUCUUGCUGCGGAUGGAGGUCUAUUCUUGCCACAUGAGGUUCCUAGCGCAAGCGAUUGGCGGAGCUGGAAAGAUCUCACCUACCCAGAACUAGCCCUCAAGAUCUUCAGCCUCUACAUUUCUCCCUCCGAGAUCCCGACCGAUGAAUUGAAAGCCAUCAUUGACCGGAGCUAUUCCACCUUCCGCGCCGAGGACAUCACUCCAUUGGCCCACCUCCAGGACGAUAAUCUCUACAUUCUUGAGCUCUUCCACGGACCCAGCUAUUCUUUCAAAGAUUGUGCCUUACAAUUCUUGGGCAAUCUUUUCGAAUACUUCCUAGUACGGAAGAACAAAGGCAAAGAGGCAAAAGACAAGCACCAUUUGACAGUCAUUGGUGCCACUAGUGGUGACACUGGUUCCGCCGCAAUCUACGGUCUCCGGGGCAAGAAGGAUGUCACUGUCACUAUUUUGCACCCUAAGGGCCGUAUCAGCCCUAUCCAAGAAGUGCAGAUGACCACCUGCACGGAAGCAAAUGUUCACAAUCUGGCUGUCAAGGGAACUUUUGACGAUUGCCAGGAUAUUGUCAAGGCGCUUUUUGGUGAUGCCGAUACGAACCAGAGCGUGAAGCUGGGUGCUGUGAACUCCAUCAACUUUGCCAGAAUCCUCGCCCAGAUUGCCUUCUACUUCUAUGCCUAUUUCUCCCUGGUGAGAAAGUCACCUUCGUUUAACCUUGGAGAUAAGGUUCGAUUUGUGACUCCUACUGGCAAUUUCGGCAACAUCCUUGCCGGUUACUUUGCGCAUAAGAUGGGUCUUCCCGUUGAUAAGCUGGUCGUUGCCACCAAUGAAAAUGAUAUCCUCCAUCGGUUCUGGACUACCGGCCGUUACGAGAAGCACCCUGCUGAGGAGAGCCAGGCUGCUGGCAAGCCUGACGCCUGUAAGGAGACUUAUAGCCCUGCUAUGGAUAUCUUGGUUUCCAGUAACUUCGAGAGACUUUUGUGGUUCCUGGCUAAAGAGAAUGCUCUGGCCAAUGGUCUGGAUAGCCGCGCUAGCAAAAAGCAGGCUAGUGAGAACAUCGUGGCCUGGUAUCAGUCAUUGAAGUCAUCAGGCGGUUUCGGACCGAUCAACCAGGAUAUGCUGGCCAAUGGCCGACAGAUCUUCGAGAGUGACCGCGUGAGUGACCCGGAGACCGCGGCCACUAUCAAGUCGUGCUAUCAAGAGACUAAGUAUGUCCUUGAUCCUCACUCUGCCGUCGGAAUCACCGUCGCCAAGCGAUCACUUGCCCGCACCAACGGCGCCGCCCAUCACAUCUCGCUUUCCACGGCUCACCCGGCGAAGUUCUCUGACGUGGUCACCUCGGCCUUGAAGGAUGAGGCUGGCUUUGAUUUCGACACCCAGGUUCUUCCCGAUGAGCUCAAAGCCCUUUUGCAAAAGGAGUCUCGCGUCAACACCGUGGAAAACUCAUGGGAGGCAGUCCGCGACAUCCUCAAAAGCCAGGUGGCAGAAGAUGUGAAGGCUGAUAUCUAG
Messenger RNA from Penicillium macrosclerotiorum, 1605 nucleotides. RefSeq names its product threonine synthase THR4. The transcript has 9 exons. Lineage: Eukaryota; Fungi; Ascomycota; Eurotiomycetes; Eurotiales; Aspergillaceae. Bases 1 to 1605 code for a protein of 534 amino acids. Gene Ontology annotation, biological process: L-threonine biosynthetic process. Gene Ontology annotation, molecular function: threonine synthase activity. The record is from RefSeq and is a predicted model, not a curated record.